CAGUCGCCUCCUCAUCGGGAUUGCGGAUCACACGGGGCGACCACAGGUUCUCACUAGGGGGUCAAAAUGGUGAAAGUAACAAUAGUGAAGACCAAGCCGUACACGGACCAGAAACCCGGGACGAGCGGACUGAGGAAGCGGGUGACGGUGUUUCAACAGAACCAGCACUAUGCGGAAAACUUCAUCCAGAGCAUUAUCUCUGUCAUUGAGCCUGCCGAGCGCCAGGCUGCCACUGUGGUGGUGGGAGGAGACGGGAGGUUUUUCAUGAAAGACGCGAUUCAGUUGAUCGUUCAGAUCGCUGCUGCCAACGGGAUUGGCAAUCUGGUGAUUGGUCAGAAUGGCAUCAUGUCCACCCCAGCAGUCUCCUGUGUGAUCCGCAAGACAAAGGCAGUGGGUGGCAUUAUCCUCACAGCCAGCCACAACCCCGGAGGCCCCAAUGGGGACUUUGGCAUUAAGUACAACAUCUCCAGUGGAGGACCUGCUCCAGAGGGCAUCACAAACAAAAUAUUUGAGAUCAGCAAAACCCUGCAGGAGUAUCACAUCUGCCCAGAGCUGAAAGUUGAUCUGUCCAAGAUCGGCAAACAGACCUUUGAAGUGGAAACUUUUAAGCCCUUUACAGUGGAGAUUGUGGACUCUGUGGAGGCCUACGCUGAGAUGCUAAGGGGCAUCUUUGACUUUGCUGCACUGAAGGAGCUUCUCUCUGGAGCCAAUCACAUUAAUGUCCGUCUGGAUGCUAUGCACGGAGUGGUUGGUCCUUAUGUGAAAAAGAUCGUCUGUGAAGAGCUGGGUUCUCCUGCCAACUCAGCAGUCAACUGUGUCCCCCAGGAGGACUUUGGUGGCCACCACCCUGACCCCAACUUGACCUACGCUGCUGACCUGGUCAACACCAUGAAAGGAGGAGAAUAUGAUUUUGGUGCAGCCUUUGAUGGUGAUGGUGACCGUAACAUGGUGUUGGGUAAACACGGCUUUUUCGUGAACCCCUCAGACUCGGUGGCUGUCAUCGCUGCCAACAUUACCAGCAUCCCUUACUUCCAGAAGACUGGUGUCAAAGGACUGGCCCGCAGUAUGCCCACCAGUGGAGCCCUUGACAAUGUGGCUAAAGCUCUGCAGAUGCAGCUGUACGAGACUCCAACAGGCUGGAAGUUCUUUGGUAAUCUGAUGGAUGCUGGAAAACUUUCACUGUGUGGAGAGGAGAGCUUCGGCACAGGCUCAGACCAUAUCCGUGAGAAGGACGGCUUGUGGGCGGUGCUUGCAUGGUUGUCAAUCUUAGCCACCAGGAAACAGAGCGUGGAAGACAUCAUGAAGGAUCACUGGCAGAAGUUUGGCAGGAACUUCUUCACCAGGUACGACUAUGAGGAGGUUGACUCAGACGCUGCCAACAAGAUGAUCAAGGGUCUAGAGACGGCGAUGUUCGACCCAUCUUUCGUAGGAAAGAAGUUCUCAUCGGGAGAUAAGACUUAUGAGGUGGCUAUCUCUGACAACUUUGCUUACACAGACCCUGUGGACGGAAGCGUGUCCAAAAACCAGGGCCUCAGGAUCAUCUUCUCUGACGGUUCUAGGAUCAUUUUCCGUCUCAGCGGUACAGGUAGCGCCGGAGCAACCAUCAGGCUCUACAUAGACAGCUAUGAAAAGGACCCCCAGAAGAUUUACCAGGACCCACAGGUGAUGCUGGCUCCCCUGGUAGACAUCGCCUUGAAGGUCUCUCAGCUCAAAGAGAAGACCGGACGCACCGCCCCCACUGUGAUCACAUGAUUCCUCUGCCACACUGCCUCCACUCACUCUCAGCAACAGGAUACCUCUGCUCCCUCGGGGGUGAAGCUGCCCUUCAGUGCUGUCUUGGCUUCAGUUCCUGGGCCUCUUAGAAAUAGAGCUGGACAAAAAAAAAGUGAAAUGCAGGCAGAAUACGAAAAAAUACAUGAGGAGCUCUUGAUUUCAUCUUAAACUUAAAGUUAUCUACUGCCAUCGUCUAGUGUUUGAGCAGAGUGUUAAUAUGCUGUGUAAUUAAAAUACGGGAGAAAAUCGGCCAGAGAUGGUCAUAUAAUUUAUAUACAACACCUGCUAGACACACAGACAUUAAUAUUUAAAUAAUAUAUGACAUAAAGAUUGAAAAGUGGACUGAAAAACUUGAAUAGAAAGUGCCUCGUGCACGCUUUGGAGCUGUUUUUAAUCAUGUUAUUGGCCAUAUCUGUUCCUGAACCAUAUCAUUAGAUGGAGAAACUGCCAAACUGACCAUGAAUCAGCAAUUUGGGGCAACCUCACCUUACGUUUCCCUUACUGACCUGGUGCCUUCCCCUUCCUCUGCUCUCCAAAUCCACCAAAACAGCCUCUCUCUCUCUCAACCUGAACCAUAUCACACAGCUAAAGCCUUGAGAACUCACACAUCCAUCAUUAAUAAAAUAACUCACAUAAUAGAAGCCCUGUGUUCAUGUCUUUAAUUAGAUUUCUUUGUCCUUUUUAAUUAUUGCUUGCGACAGUGUGCAUUUAAAUCAUACGUGAAUGUUUAUCACAGGCUUACUAAAGUACCUUUCCCUUCAACAAACAUAGUGUUUGACUAAGUUUUCAGGCCAGCUGUAAUUGCCUUAGCAGACUCGUCUCUCAGACGAGAGAGAAUGAAACAAGAGUGUUUUGGGUCAGGUGGUAUUAAUGAUACGUCUUUUCAGCCGGGAAAUUAUUCUUUAUAAACAUAAAGAUCAUGUCCUGCAACCAGUGAGCCAAGUCGCAGGACAAGCCUUACAGGAGAAUAAGUGCUUCUAAAAAGUCAAUGCCUCUCCAAAGACAUUCCUGAGGCAAGCAGAAAAGCUUUAACUGAUGAAUUCUCUCCCUCCCCCAAGUCUUCUUGUGUAAUGAGAUAGUCACUGUAAUCCUGAUUAACGAUUAGUUAUCAAGUGUCAGGGGGUUGGGGUGAUCCCACAGGCUACAUCUAAAGACAAACAGUCAAGAGCUUAAACAGAUUUAAAUGGUUUUUAAUGCUUUAAAAUGUAUUUUUUUUCGCAAGGGAAAUGAUUAAUGUUUGAGACUAAAUGUACUGGAUUGGUGUCAACUUUUCUCUCACACGACUCCCAUAUCUGGACGUAAAUUGGCUACAAUUUAGUUAAUAAUAGUGAGGGUGGAAAAUCAGGUGCACCCACACACAACACAGAGGGCGCUCGGUGUUCCUUCUCGCCACGAAAGAGAAAAUUGGCCUCAAUCACAGAUGGCACAUUUUCCACCAAUUUCCGUCAAGCAUGUCAGUGUCAUUCACACACAAUCAGCUCCACCUGUUUGCACUAAUUUUCCCCAAAAUACAUGGUUGAAUAGUAAAGGUUCCUGAGCUGGAACUAAUUGACCAUUCAUUUUGCAUUCUCUUGCAGAAAUUUGAAAGGUUUGAUGUAUGACAAAGUUACUUUGGUGCUUUCUACUUUUCCUGUAAUUGUCCUGACACAAGCUUCGAGACACAUAUUUCAAAUAGCAUUGUUGGCAAUUAGGAGCUAAAUCUGAAUAAAUGUUUCCAAUCUUU
Centropristis striata (black sea bass) is the source of this 3496-nucleotide messenger RNA. It is a transcript of the gene pgm1, whose product is annotated as phosphoglucomutase 1. Gene Ontology annotation, molecular function: magnesium ion binding; phosphoglucomutase activity. Gene Ontology annotation, biological process: carbohydrate metabolic process. The record is from RefSeq and is a predicted model, not a curated record. The transcript is spliced from 11 exons. NCBI's taxonomy places the organism in Eukaryota, Metazoa, Chordata, Actinopteri, Perciformes, Serranidae. Gene Ontology annotation, cellular component: cytosol. The coding region runs from base 67 to 1752 and encodes 561 amino acids.